GUCGCUCGAGCUCAUUUGCCUAUAGUUGCUCACUGAACGCUGCUGUCGGAGAUUGUAUGCGUGCUUUUUACUUCAUGGGAUAACGUUGUUUAGUUAUCUGUCAUAGUAGAUGUAGGCAAAGGUUGCAUAACAAUGCCUUACUUAAGCACAGAAGAGACUGUGAAGGAGCUGAAGAGGGCUCUCUCCAACCCCAACAUUCAGUCUGACCGACUCCGCUACAGGAACUACAUCAUGCGUGUAAUCAGAUCAAUGACACAGGGCCUGGAUGUCUCCGCUCUCUUCAUGGACAUGGUGAAGGCCAGUGCCACGGUGGACAUUGUCCAGAAGAAACUGGUCUACCUGUACAUGUGCACCUACGCCAGCCUCAAACCAGACUUGGCUCUGCUGGCCAUCAACACGCUCCGCAAGGACUGCGCCGAUCCCAACCCCAUGGUGCGAGGCCUGGCCUUGAGGAACAUGUGCAACUUCAGGAUGCCAGGAAUGACUGAAUACAUACACCAGCCUAUCCUGACAGGACUCAAGGACAAAGCUUCCUAUGUGAGGAGAGUGGCUGUGCUCGGCUGUGCUAAGAUGCAGAGUCUACAGCCCAAUGCUGAAAUUGAUGCCACUAUUGUGAAUGAACUGUACGGCCUGCUGAGGGAUCCUGACCCUGUGGUGAUGGUGAACUGCCUCCGUGCACUUGAGGAGAUCCUCAAGCACGAGGGCGGUGUGGUCAUCAACAAACCCAUCGCCCACCACCUCCUCAACAGACUAAAGGAGCUGGAUAGUUGGGCUCAGGGCGAGGUCCUCACCUUCCUGCUGCGCUACAAGCCUCGGGGCGAAGACGAGCUCUUCGACAUGCUCAGCCUGCUGGACGGGCUGCUGCACAGCAGCCACGCCCCCGUCAUGGCUGCCACGCUCCGGCUCUUCCUGCAGCUGGCUGCCCCCCAUCCAGCGGUGCAGGCCGACGCCCUGGAGCAGGCGAGAGGCCCCCUACUGGCCACGUGUGGUUCACAGUCCCGGGAACUACGCUUUGCUGGUCUGUGCCAUGUCCAACAGGUGCUGAGAAGCCAGCCGGCCCAGUUUGGGGUGCACUACAAGCGCUUCUUCUGUGGCUACUCGGAGCCAGCCUACAUCAAGUUCCGCAAGAUGGAGAUCCUGGUGGAGCUGGUGAACGACGAGAAUGUGGGGCUGGUGCUGGAGGAGCUGAGGGGCUACUGCACAGACGUGUCCCCGGAGCUCGCCCAGGCCGCCAUCGCUGCCAUAGGCCGCAUUGGGCGAACAUACAGCGAGAAAUGUCUGGACAUCCUCACAGGACUUUUGGGGUUGAAACAAGAGCACAUCACGUCUGCGGUGGUGCAGACUUUCAGGGACCUGGUGUGGCUUUGUCCCCAGAGCACAGCUACUGUGUGCCAGGCCGUUGAGGGUUGUGAGGAGAGCCUGCAGGAUAGCGAGGGGAAACAAGCUUUGCUCUGGCUUCUGGGUAUGCAUGGAGGCCAGAUCAGCAAUGCCCCAUACGUGCUCGAGAGCCACAUUGACGGACUGAAGACUGAAAUGUCCUCUGUGGUCAAGCUGGAGCUCUUGACCGCCGCUGUGCGUCUGUUUCUCCUGCGACCAGCUGAGACGCAGGACAUGCUCGGACGUUUGUUGCACUACUGCAUAGAAGAGGAGAGUGACAUGAACGUUCACGACCGUGCCCUUUUCUGCUACCGCCUGUUAGAGUGUGGGUUGGAGGAGACUCGACGGGUGUUUCAGGGUCCUAAGUCAGACCCCUGCAUGGGAGUACUCACGGGCUGUCCGCAGGAGCCCAUCAACAGCUGGGCCUCAAAGUUCAAUACGCUCUGGCUUCUGGGUGCUAGCGAAGUUGUCCCAGCAUCUUCUGACACGGCCGCUUCUGACCAGCCGGCCCACAGUUCCCAGGGGGAUGCCUUGGCAGAGGCUGUAGAUGAACAAUUGUCCAUCCCAGAGGAGGGACAGCAGUCCCCAGAUCUAUCCCUGGGGGCCCCGCUAUCACAUGAGGCUUUUGAGAGACACUGGCUGGAGCUCUGUGUCACCCACAGAGAGGCACUGGGCUUCCAGGGGCCCCCCUCCGCUUCGGAGAGCCUCCAGGCUGCCCUGCAGCUAGUCAAGAUUCAGACUCUGGCCUUCAGUAGGGAAAGCACAACACCCUGGAAAGCCUACCUGUACACCCAUGGCUCGGGAACUUUAAUCCUGGCAGAGCUGCUGCAAGAUGAGUCCGAGGCGGGAAACAGCAGCACCGGUCUUGUGGUGUCCUUAAAACAGCUGCCUGAAAAUAAGAUGGCUAUUCAAGAAUUUGUUUCAGUGCUGAGGACUGUGCUGCAGACUCUAACCAAAGACGGUUCUUGACCGGGGUGUGAAGUUUCAAAGAGUGACACACCACAUAGUCAUGUGGGACAUAGAUGACCACACAUAGCUGUACACAUUUGUAAAAAUGCUUAUUAACGGGUCAACAAAAUAAAUCCUUCCUAUAACUGAGGAGUCAAGUUUAAUUAAAUUAAAUCAAGUGCAGUCCCUCAUACCACAACAAAGGUUCAUGGAAGUAAGGCACAGUUGAAGUGUACAUAUGUAUUUAUGAUGUGAAAAUGAUUAAUACAUUAUUUGUGUUGACCUGUUUUUUUUAACAGUUUACCCUUCAACCUUUGACAUGGGCAAAUAGAUGCUUUAUUCCUGUGCAUAUGUGUUUCUGCAGCUUAAAGGUGCAGUAUUGUGGAUUUAGGGUGAUCUAUGAACAGAAAUGUAAUAUAUAAAUAACUCCUUUUGAAGCCAUCUGUAAAUAAAUGCAUUUCCUUUUGUUGAAGACUAAA
Molecule: messenger RNA, 2804 nt
Organism: Clupea harengus (Atlantic herring)
Lineage: Eukaryota; Metazoa; Chordata; Actinopteri; Clupeiformes; Clupeidae
Gene: ap4b1
Product: adaptor related protein complex 4 subunit beta 1
Biological process (GO): vesicle-mediated transport; intracellular protein transport
Cellular component (GO): clathrin adaptor complex; membrane coat
Molecular function (GO): clathrin binding
Source: RefSeq, a predicted model, not a curated record